Molecule: messenger RNA, 758 nt
Organism: Anoplophora glabripennis (Asian longhorned beetle)
Lineage: Eukaryota; Metazoa; Arthropoda; Insecta; Coleoptera; Cerambycidae
Product: pupal cuticle protein 20-like
Exons: 4
Coding region: 47-751 (234 amino acids)
Cellular component (GO): chitin-based extracellular matrix
Molecular function (GO): structural constituent of chitin-based larval cuticle
Source: RefSeq, a predicted model, not a curated record
UUUCCAAGAGAAGUUUCUUUGCUAUUGUAGACUAUAUCGUACAAAAAUGAAGGUGUUACUCUGCGUUAUUUUAAUAUUUACCUUGGUGAGUGCAGAAAAACUACAAAGCAACUAUUUACCGCCAAUCACUGCCCAAAGUGCAGCAGGAAGUAGUAGUUUUUUGUCAGCACCACGUCCGUUUUCAGGAUUUUCUGCGAGCUCAGGAUCUGCCUUCACACAAUCAGGUAUUGCGACAUCAUACGCCGCCCCACCAUCCGGACCUGUGCCCUCCGGAGUUUAUAACGCUCCUAUCGGACAUUAUUCAACAGGGGUUCCAAUUGCUAUCCUACGAUUCAACAAUGAAAACACCGGCGACGGUAGUUAUAGAUUCGAUUACCAAACCGAGAACAAAAUAAGCCAAGCAGAACAGGGCCACCUACAGAACGCAGGAACCGACCAAGCAUCAUCUGUGGUCCAUGGUACUUACUCCUACGAAGCGCCCAACGGUCAGACCAUAACUGUCACUUACGUGGCCGAUGAAAACGGUUUCAGGGCAUCAGGGGACCAUAUCCCCACUCCACCACCAAUACCGGCAGCUAUCCAGAAGUCUUUACAAUUCAGUUCGUCGGAUUUGAGUACGGCUGGGUAUUCUUCGUCUUCUUCUUUUAGCGGUGGCGUUUCUUCAACAUUCGGAACUACCCCGCAGCACCCGCAAAUCGCCAGGCAGUACCUUGGUCCUAGUACCAAGUCAACCGGUGGUUACCGCUAUUAAAUUAUGU